This is a messenger RNA of Pelagomonas calceolata, 1651 nucleotides long. The record is from the annotation of a GenBank genome assembly. Lineage: Eukaryota; Pelagophyceae; Pelagomonadales; Pelagomonadaceae.
AUGGCCGCAAAUACGCUGCCCCCGGGCAGGCUGAAGUACCUGGAGGGCCUCGCGCCGGACCAGGCCACCUUCCAGAAGUACGUCGAGGAUGAGGCGCGCUCGCGCGGCUGGGUAAAGCCCACCGAGCUGCUGCCCCGCGCCGCGCGGUCGCGCCGCGCGCCGCCGCCGUCCCCGGACCCCGCCCCCAAGAAACAGGGGCUGAAGAGGCGCCGCGAGACGUGGGAAAAGCUGCCCUCGUCGUCCCAGAAGCGCUCGCGGCGCGGCGGCUGGCGCGGCGCGCCGCUGGUCCUUCAGACCAUAACAAACCGCGCCCCGCAGUCCCUGGACAGCGUCGUCGUCGCCUGCGACGACGAGCGCGUCGAGGGCACCGCCAUUGCCGUCGUCGGCGACACUGUGCAGGUCCAGCCGUUCGCGCAGGGCUCGGAACCGCUCGUCGUGAAGAAGGAGGAGACCGCCGUCACGGUGGCGCGCGCUCCCGAGGCGCUCGAGGACGUCCUCGCCGCGCGACGGACGCCGUUCUUCGCCCCGAAGGUCGGACCCAUCUUCUCGGGCGACUCGCUGUUGCUCAAGGACGGCAGCAUGGUCGUCUUCCUGCAGCCCUCGUCGUCCUCAAGGAUCGAGGUCUUGGAGCUCUACAAGAUCGACGCGUUGCCCAAACACAUCAACAGGUCGACUGCGUCCACCUGCGAUGUCGUCCUCUCGUCGACUUCUAGAGAGGUCUCGGUGACCUCCGUCGUGGGGCCUGUGUGGGUCGUGUCGCAGGACAAGGCCAGAAGUGGUGCCUACGACGGCCUCGCGCGAGUCUACACCCUCGACCAGUGGUUUGAUGGUACGUCGCCGGCGCUGCGACCGCUUCCAGAGCGCUGCGUCGCGUCGCUGAUCGACGACAGGCCGUCGACGAUGAGCGGCUUGUGGGACUUGUUAAACGUGCGCGUCGCCGUUGCUGAUGCCGUCGGCGAGCUCCUCCGCGGGAAAAAAAAGAAGCGGCGGCCGUUACGACGUGUUUCGAAGUUGCGCUGGGCCUACCCUCGCGGCGUCGGGCAUGUGGAUCGAGAAGUUCACGGCGAAGCGCGUCGUGGCGCGCGGGCGGCCAGGCGGCGCCGACGUGACGCGCCUCCAGUUCUACCGUUUCGAGCGGUUCUCGCUUAGCGGCGAUGACGUGGUGCGCCUGGAGAGCGAGUUCCGGAUCUUGGCGCGGCGGCGACGCGGUCUACACGAGUAGCGCCCCUAAAAGGCGGCUUCAAGGAGACGAGGGUGCCGACGACGCUGGACGAGUUCAACAAGCUCGUGCGGGUGACGUGCACUUACAACGUCGACACCGGCGAAUUGAAGCUCAACGCCCGCUUCGAGGUCAAGUCGCCCGCCGAGGCCGGUGCCACGAACGUUUAAUCUGACGGCGCCGUCGCCGUUGCCACCGCCGGAGACGGCCGUCGAGCCCGUCGCGCCCGUCGAAGACACGCUGUCCGCGACGGUCGUCGCGGAGUUGCAGAUGAAACAGUUCGAGCUCGACGGCGUCGUUUACACUAUCACGGCGGCGACGGCGGCGUCGUGCGAGUUUAGGGAGGCCUACCCGGUCGCCGGCGCGGACGUGCCGACGCUCACGCGUCCAACGUCUGAAGUCCAUGCACUCGUCGCAGCCUACGAAGAGUAA